AUGACCCACAACUACAAAUUCUACUAUUUUGACGUUCGUGGACGUGGAGAAGUAAUCAGACUUCUUUUCCAUCUCGACAAUGUCAAAUUCGUCGAUGAACGCAUCGGAAUGGAGGAAUGGCCAGCAUUAAAAGCUGAAAUGCCCCUAAAUCAGGUUCCAGUUCUUGACAUCGACGGAGUAAAAAUUGGAGAGACUACAGCUAUUGCUCGUUUCAUUGGACAUCAACUUCGUCGUGCUGGAUCCAAUCCAAUCGAGUGUGCCAAACUCGAUAUGAUUGCUGAGGUCAUUCAAAGUUUCCUUAACAAAAUCGGAAAAUGGCCACCAGCCAUUCUGGGAAUGAUCAAGGAAGAUAAGAACCAAAUUUUCAAGGAUACUGUUAUCCCAGCUAUUGAAACAUUUGCUCCACUUGUCGAAAAGUUUCUUUUGGAAAAUGGAAACAACGGAUUGUUCAGUGGAGACCGCGAAACCUGGGUUGAUGUUUUCGCCGCAGAAAGCUUUGUGAAGAUAAUUGAUUACGGAAGCCCAGAUGCACUUGACGCUUACCCACACAUUUUGUCCUUGAUCAACAGAAUCUUCAACAUUCCGAGCAUCAAGAAAUACGUCGCUUCCCGCAAAGCCACUCCAAUCUAA
Messenger RNA from Caenorhabditis bovis, 630 nucleotides. NCBI's taxonomy places the organism in Eukaryota, Metazoa, Nematoda, Chromadorea, Rhabditida, Rhabditidae. The record is from the annotation of a GenBank genome assembly.